UGUUUAAAUUGAAAUACAGUCGGUUGUUUUCAGGGGGAAAUAACCUCUAAAGGCUAAAAUGUUUAUCUCCUCCAGGAUUUCUUCAUCAUUGUUCCCCUGUGCACUUUUGGCCAAGGAAAGAUUUGCAACCUGCGCUGAGGAUCUUCGGGUAGAUGGCCGUGGCUGUGAAGACUAUAGAUGUAUUGAAGUGGAAACAGAUGUAGUAUCAAACACAAGUGGAUCUGCAAGAGUGAAGCUUGGACAUACGGACAUCCUGGUAGGAGUCAAAGCUGAAAUGGGAACACCGAAGUUGGAGAAUCCAAAUGAAGGCUACCUUGAAUUCUUUGUUGACUGUUCAGCAAAUGCCACUCCUGAAUUUGAAGGCCGGGGAGGAGAAGAGCUUGCCACAGAGAUAGUAAAUACGCUCUACAGAAUAUUUAGCAAUGAGAGCACCAUAGACGUGAAAUCCCUUUGUAUUAAUCCCAGAGAGCACUGCUGGGUUCUCUAUGUUGAUGUUUUGUUAUUGGAAUGUGGUGGCAACCUCUUCGAUGCAAUCUCUAUUGCAGUGAAGGCAGCUCUCUUUAAUACGAGGAUACCCAAAGUGCGUGUUUUGGAGGAUGAAGAAGGAUCAAAAGAGAUUGAGCUCUCUGAUGACCCUUAUGACUGUAUUCGACUUAACGUGGAGAAUGUACCCUGUAUCAUCACAUUAAGCAAAAUUGGUUGUAGGCAUGUAGUUGAUGCCACCCUUCAGGAAGAAGCUUGCUCUUUGGCCAGCCUGCUGCUUUCUGUGACCAGCAGAGGUACCCUUACGUGUAUGAAGAAAUUGGGGAAUGGUAGUCUUGAUCCAGAGAGUAUCUUUGAGAUGAUGGAGACAGGAAAACGGGUAGGCAAAAUGUUGCACACUUCCCUACAGAAGAUCUUAGACAAAGAAGAGAGUCUGGGGACAACACGACAGAAGGUUGGAUUCCUAGGCUGAGUUGUUUUAUCAAUGCAGAUGUACAUUUUCAAGUUAUUUUUCAAAGCAUGAUCUUGUCAGUUUGUAUGUGAAAUAAAGGAUAUUUUUGGUUUUAA
Malaclemys terrapin pileata is the source of this 1050-nucleotide messenger RNA. It is a transcript of the gene EXOSC7, whose product is annotated as exosome component 7. The transcript has 8 exons. Gene Ontology annotation, biological process: nuclear mRNA surveillance; nuclear polyadenylation-dependent rRNA catabolic process; nuclear polyadenylation-dependent mRNA catabolic process. The coding region runs from base 59 to 955 and encodes 298 amino acids. Gene Ontology annotation, cellular component: cytoplasmic exosome (RNase complex); nuclear exosome (RNase complex). Lineage: Eukaryota; Metazoa; Chordata; Testudines; Emydidae. The record is from RefSeq and is a predicted model, not a curated record.